Ostertagia ostertagi is the source of this 225-nucleotide messenger RNA. Lineage: Eukaryota; Metazoa; Nematoda; Chromadorea; Rhabditida; Trichostrongylidae. The record is from the annotation of a GenBank genome assembly.
AAAUGGGCUAGUGUGCUCAAUCCAGACGACUCAUGGGGACCGGCCUUAGCGGUUCACAGAGCUGAACAGUUCCCACUUCAAAUUCCGGAAGCUCGCCGUCUUCUUAUCUCUCCUGAAGUCGAAGUUAUUGGAAGUCGAACUGGGUUGAACGAAGAGAAAGAUGGUGUUCCAACGGACGUACAGCGUGACGAAGGCCGUACAAUUUUACCUCCUGAAGCUCCUUAA